AUGAGGGGACAGCUCUUGAAGUCACUCUUCUCUCUGGUGAUCACCCUCCUGUGUUUGGGGAGCCUGCUGACCACACUCAUCUGGUAUAUGUUCGACAGCAAGUAAGUGUGUGAACACACACACACACACACACACACACACACACACACACACACACACACACACACACACACACACACACACACACACAGAAACAGAGAGAGAGACAGAGAGAGAGAGUACAAACACACAUUGGUGGUGCCUGGUAGACUUUGACCAAAGUGCUGAUUUAGCAGUUUAUCCAUUUUCUUUUUUUUUUUCUUACUAAAAUAGAUUCAGAAAAAGCAGCUGUCUGCGUGAUUUUACAAAAUAGUACCUAAGGCAGAGAAAAUAUAUCUGGGAAAGGAUAUUGUUCAGACUUCAGACUCAUUUUAUGAGUGAAACGGAUGUCAUGUCUUUUAGCACAGUCAUUCAAAGUGAUGUCAGAAAAGUUUGACAGCAGCAGCCACAGUUGGUAAGGAUAUGGGUUAUGUUGUUCAACAGAUGCUUACGACUUCUUAUGAAGCAUUACAGGUCUUGAACUUGACCGUAACUCAACUUUUUAAAGCUCUUCCUGUAGAAACAGAAGUUGAUGACAGCUGUAAAAGCAACAUGCCGCAGACCGCAGACAUUUGAACACACUGACACAAACAGACAGACAGAUGUCUGCAGAUGACAUGUAGCUACGUAGCAAAGGUCUAUACCUGUGAGUUUGUACACUGGUUGUUCAUUCAUGGUGCAUGAAGCUGACAUUUUCACUGCCCUCCACUGCAGAUACUGUAGAUUAGGUGAACAAUGAGUACAGAAGUUUGCAAUGAUUGCUGCAUGUGCGUCAUUGAUGUCAGUUUUAUUAGGAAUCUACUUGUUGGACUUAUUUCAGGGUUUUGUGUGCAACACAUACAGUCGUGGAAAAUUUUUUAGACCACUCUUGUUUCCUGGAAUCUCUUGUUCAUUUUAAUGCCUGAUACAACUAAAAGUGCAUUUGUUUGAACAAAUAUAAUGAUAACAACAAAAAUAGCUCAUAAGAGUUUAAUUUAAGAGCUGAUAUUUAGCCAUUUUCCAUGGUUUUCUUGAUAAUAGCCAAAAUCACAUGAGUUCUUACAUCAAUAGCUGUGACAUUGUUCUGGCAAAAAAAUCAUUUAGGCAAUCCAUGUUUUCUCCUCUGUCUGUUGGUCACAUGAUAUACACAGGAGCUAGUACUUGAUUGGAUAACCAUUGUUUUAGUGCGAUGGCUUGAAUGUAAGGGGUAAACGAAUCCAGGCCUUUGCAUGUGCAGUGCUGCUAAUGACAUGAAAUGGCCUUUUAUAAACCCUUGGAAUACAAUUAAGCUUAAGCGUGUCAAGUAGGACAUGAAAUAUUAUGGAAUCAGCUGCAUUUUUAGUUACAUUCAUCGUAUUCUUUAGGUAAUAUAACUUUAGUGGUAUCAGGCAUUAAAAUAAAGAACAAAUUUAAGAAAACAAGGGUGGUCUUAUAAUUUUUAUAUGACUGUUUACCUGAUAAUGGCCAAUAAAGCACAUUAAAGCAGGAUUUUGCACUUCACAUGGCUGUAAAAAACAUGACACAAAGCAGAUAACUUUCCAGUCUCUUAGACUGAAGGGUGUAGGACUUGGGGGUUAUCUUUGUGCAUCUUUGUGAGGAGGGUCCAUCAACAAAGUUACUAAAAGUAGCUGUAAAUUCAGGGAGUGGUUCUGACAAGUAUCUAAAUAUAGGGUCCAGAGUUUUGUGCUACACCCCUGAUUAGAUUAUCUGCUCGGCCAUUGCCUCUGCUUUUAACACAUCUGUCCUGUUUAUUCUUUUGUCUGCUCCACAGUCAUGUGGACCCUCGCAGACCGGCCCCUCAGAAGAAAAGCGCCCCUAAGACAUCUGACCUUUGCAAGGGCUGCAAGUGAGUGCAAGCAACAUCACCAGGACUGCUUCUCCUGAAGUGAACUCAGUGUUUACAGCUCCAUCAAAUCAAGGAAUGUCAGUGUUAUACAGAGAUCACUUAACUCUGUGUGUGUGUGUGUGUGUGCACGCGUUUGUGUGUGUGUGUGUGUGUGUGUGUGUGCGUGCGUGCGUGCGUGCGUGUGCGUGCGUGCUACAGGGAGGUUAUUGAAAAAGUGAUGCAGCGUUACUCUCAACCCUGGAAGAAGCAGGAGGACAAUUACCAAAAGUCCAGGUAAAAUAAAACAUCCCAUCUCCAGUUACAUGUUGUUACACUCAUAAAAGCUACCACAGUUAAAACACAUAGCUGUCUAAUGAGAUCACUUCAUGUUGUUGAAUGUUUGAACAGUUUGAAAUCGGAAUUAUAUAAUAAUACUAUUUUAAUCGUAUCUAGUGUUUGCUACUGUGCCACUACUAAAGUAUCUAAACUUUUAGCAUUUGGCAGCCCGGCAGCAUUCAGCUGGUGCCCUUUUGUUUCUUAGACAGCCUGAGUCUGCCAGAGUAGAUAAACAAACUUGAAAGCAGCUGUGCCCAUUUGCUUUGUGAUGUAAUUAAAAGAGGGAUACCCAGUCUUCACAAAUGUACGUCCUGAGUCAAAAAAGGAGAAACAAAACUCCUCCACAAAAUGAGACCAAAUCACUUCCUGAAAAAAGAAAGGAGCUGGAUUUACACGUUCUGAAAAGUCCUGUUUUAGUUAUUAUAGACUGGUUAGACGUGUUCUAGACCAACUAAAGGGCUGCUUCAGAGAAGCUAAAGUAAACAAUCACACAGCCAAGGUUAAGUUUGUAUCUCAGCAGUCUGAAUGACUGAAUAAGACUCUUCCUUCCUACAUGUUUGACUUAAGGACAAGCUCAGAAAUCAUGAGUCAGAAUGCCCUUGCCUGACUGUCACAAAUAGCUGAAACUGAUUGAGUCAUCCUAUUAGGUCUGCCCUUGAAAUAUGGAUGCAAUGCAUGACCCUAGACUGUGUAAGCAUGAAAUAUUUCCACACAUUUACAAUGAAAAUCUACAUCGGAUUUCUCUUAACAUAAAUAGGAAGUAGAACAGCUAAAUAGGAAGGAGAAGUGGAAAUAAGGAGAUGCAUUAGAUUAGAGGAACUCAAUGCAAAAGUUUACCACACACUCUAAAUAUAGCACACACUGAAGUCCCAUGAGUCCCUGUAACAUAAAGGGUUCUCACCCGAAAAACCCAAGACUGCUUCAGCUCCCUUGGGUCAGUUUUUGGAGUCAGUAUGUCUGCAACAGAAGAAGACCCUUUUUAAGUAUAAGCUGUUAAAAUGUACCUGUUCAGUCAGCCCUCUUUUCUCUCCUGACACUUUUGUCUCUAUUUUUCCAAAGAUCUCAGCUGAACAGCAAAUGUCAUGGUUUUGAGAAGGCCAUCAUUACCCAGGCCAACACUCCAGUGGGAACCAAGCUGGUCUAUGAUGGAGAAAAGAGGAGGAGCCUCCAGGUGACACCAGAGAUUUCCAGCACUUUUACAAAGGUACUACAAUGCUUUUGACCACCAAGCUGGUACAAGGACCUAAUUCAAAUUCCUUUGAUGAUUGUUUUAUUAUUAUUAUUAUAUCUUUUGUUGUGAUUUUUUGAGGACCUUACAUGCUAAAAACUCAUGAAAGAGUGCAUGUGCCUCAGGUGUAAUGAAAAAUAAAAUUCAUAUUUUUUGGCAUUGAACAUUAGCAGAAAAUGUUGGCUCAAUGGGUUUUGAAAAUACAGCCCCUCCCAACUGUUUGAUGUACAAAGAUAUUGUUUGGUAAACAUAUCCAGGUUCCUAGGGCUAAAAAAUGUCUUUAAGUGUCAUGGUGAAUUGUCGACAGGAAGACAGGUAAUCUAACAAAAACUGGUAAAAUUUCCCUCUUUUUAAGCCAGGAAGUAGUUUUUUUCUCAGCAAAGCAUGCUUUAAUCGGAUCUAAACUCUCUAUGCAUAAUCAACGUCUAGACCUUAACACAAUUAUGAACAGAUAUUUUAUUCCAAUUAUAGCACCUCCUAGUAGAUUUCUGAAAAAUUGGUCACAGGGCUUAAGAGACAGGGACAUACAUAGUUAGAUAUCACUUCCUAUAGCAUCGUUACUAACCAGUUACAGAUACCUUCAUUUAAAGCCCUUGUGAGGAGUUUUUAGAUCGUUUGGCCAUUCUGAAUUCAAUAGCAAUGCAUCUCUUUGACCUGCAAAAGCAUUCAAAUCCAUCAGUAACAGGGCUGUGGCAGAGUGUGGCAGAGUGAUACAUCUGACAAAAAUUUUCCAGUAAAAUACUACUUACACAUGAACAGGAUAAAUUAAGAGUUGUGAUGCAUGGUACUGUAUUGCAUUGUGGUAUUGUGCGGUCCUACUGGCUGUAAAACAUUUUUCCCUUUGGUAUAAUAAUGUCCCUGAACCUUGAUUUUUGAUCGUUUUACACGCAUAUCAUUUCCAGGAGCAUCCUUUCCCAAAUAAAACAUGGGACACAUGUGCAGUGGUCGGGAACGGAGGGAUCCUGGCUAACAGUGGCUGUGGAGAGAUGAUUGACUCAGCUCAGUUUGUCAUCAGGUGGGAAAGGUGUUCAUGAAGCAUAGACUGAAAAACUGAUAACAGCAUCACUCAGAUCAUCACAGACCUUUUUCGUUGUUUGUUCAGAUGCAACCUACCUCCACUGAAAAAUGGCUUUGAGAAGCAUGUGGGGGUCAAGACCGACCUAGUCACAGCAAACCCGAGCAUCCUCUUAGAAAAGUGAGUAAGACAACAGAUUGUCCAGUAUUUUCAUAUUACAUUUUUCUGUUUUUAAUCACUUUGAAUCUGCUGCUGAUUUUCAGGUAUGGGGCUCUGAUGGGGCGUCGCCGUCCAUUUGUGGAGAGUCUACAGAUUUACGGCAACUCCUUACUGCUCCUUCCUGCUUUCUCUUACGGCCACAACACUCCUGUAUCUCUGCGGGCUGCAUACACAAUCGAGGACUUUGGUAGUCCCAUCAGGCCUGUCUUCUUUAACCCUGAAUACCUCCAGAAAUUGGCUGCCUUCUGGCGUGGACAAGGCCUGCGGGCCGUGCGGCUCAGCACUGGGAUAAUCAUGGCUAGCCUGGCACUAGAACUCUGCAGAGAUGUGCAUCUGUAUGGAUUCUGGCCCUUCAGUAGUCACCCUCAUGGACUCUAUGACCUGACAAACCACUACUAUGAUGACAGAAAAACAAAAACAAAAUUCCACGCCAUGCCGGCUGAGUUUGAACUCUUGUUGCGGCUGCACAGUCAAGGGGUGCUAAAGCUUCAUCUUGGAGACUGUAGACCUGGGAAAAAGUAA
Messenger RNA from Xyrichtys novacula (pearly razorfish), 5202 nucleotides. The record is from the annotation of a GenBank genome assembly. Lineage: Eukaryota; Metazoa; Chordata; Actinopteri; Labriformes; Labridae.